UCCCACAGUUGAAGUCCCGUUGGUAAGGAGGCGGUCAUCAUUGGAAUCACAGAAGCUGAUUGGUUGAUCAGGUGCCAUCUUAAUCGUAAAACAGUUUCCCGUGGGAUAUAUUAGCAUCCUUAGGGACAUAAUAGUUACACCAUACACUGGAAAGCAACAAAAGCCAUACCCGAGAGAGUUUGUUCCAGAACCCGAGUGAGACGUCAGCCCGUGUAAACAAUAACAGUUUUGUCAAAACUUUUUAUUCAAUGAACAGCAAAAAUAUUUCGACAUUUUUAACUCGGAGAUAAUAGCUAUUGGUCUAUACUGAAGUUUGAAAAUAGUAUGUGUUUAUUGUGAUCAAAAAUAAUAAAUAAAUGUAAAAUAUUAUGAUAAAAUUUAAUAUUUGACGAAAGGAUUUCAUGUUUGGAGUGACCGAGCCCGUUCCAUCAAGAGAAUUAAAUACCGGUCCCAUGAAGGAAGAACCUCAUCCCGUUGGUCAGAGUAAUCCCGUGAGAAACUGGAUGCAGCCUACAGUCGUAGACCAAACCGCAAGUGUUGGGUUUGGCAGAGCUCACUUCGAGAAACAACCGCCCAGCAAUUUACGCAAAAGUAACUUCUUUCAUUUUGUGUUAGCUUUAUAUGACAGACAAGGACAACCCAUAGAAGUAGAGAGGACAGCAUUUAUAGACUUUGUUGAAAAAGAACAGGAAGUUGAAGGACAGAAAACAAAUAAUGGAAUUCACUACCGAUUACAAUUAUUGUAUUCUAACGGUGUUCGACAAGAGCAGGACCUAUUUGUACGACUCAUUGACUCCGUUUCCAAACAGGCCAUUAUAUACGAAGGUCAGGAUAAAAAUCCAGAAAUGUGUCGUGUUUUACUAACUCACGAAGUCAUGUGUAGUCGGUGUUGUGAUAAAAAGAGUUGUGGAAACAGAAACGAAACCCCUUCUGAUCCAGUAAUCAUAGAUAGGUUCUUCUUGAAAUUCUUCAUGAAAUGUAAUCAAAACUGUCUGAAGAAUGCUGGUAAUCCACGAGAUAUGCGCCGCUUUCAGGUGGCUGUAUGUACGACAGUGAGUAUUGAGGGUCCAAUCCUGGCGGUCUCCGACAACAUGUUUGUCCAUAACAACUCUAAACAUGGACGACGUGCACGAAGAUUAGACCCAACAGAAGGAGAUACCUGGUUACUGGCCGACCCUUACUCCACCAGGGCAUUUUCACGUUACCCACGGGACUCGGGUAUGCUUACUACACCUUGUAUAAAGGCUAUCUGCCCGAGUGAGGGGUGGACGUCAGGUGGUACAACGGUCAUAAUCAUAGGGGACAACUUUUUUGACGGUUUACAGGUGGUUUUUGGUACAAUGCUUGUUUGGAGCGAGUUGAUAACAUCACAUGCGAUACGGGUACAAACACCUCCCCGUCAUAUUCCGGGGGUCGUGGAAGUUACGUUGUCGUAUAAAUCAAAACAGUUCUGUAAAGGAGCCCCUGGUAGAUUUGUUUAUACAGCUUUGACGGAACCUACAAUUGACUAUGGCUUCCAGCGAUUGAUGAAACUUGUACCGAGACAUCCGGGCGACCCAGAAAGAUUGCCUAAAGAAAUAGUGCUAAAACGUGCGGCUGACUUGGCUGAAGCUUUAUAUAGCAUGCCUAGAAAUCCUAACCAGAUACUACCACCUCCAAGAUCUCCAGCGAUCAACAAUAGUUCACCAAUGUCUAGUUUUAACACUUAUACUGGCCAGUUAGCAGUCAGUGUUCAAGAUCCCGGAAGUCAAUGGGAAGAAGGUUAUUCACGAGGACAGUCUUCUAGUGUUUCACCCAGAGGUUAUACAUCAAACGGCUCAACACCACAUAGUAAUGGUAGUAGUUAUGGAUCUACUGCCAUGAAUGGUUACCAUGGUCCUACUGGGGGAUUAGGUAAUAUGGGAAUGAGCGGCAUAGUAGGAUCUCCGUUUUCUGCAGUAAAUCCUUUUGCUCUACCUACUUGUAAUGGACAAACUUAUGGUAGUUCGAUAAUUUCAGCUGCAAAGUAAGCAGACAUUUAGACUUCAGUGGUUGGUCAGCAUAAGAGGGACAAGUUUUUGUUAAGUCGGAGUGAGUUUCGCUUAAUACUGAUUCUACAAAUGGCAAACGUGGAGUUACCGUCAACGGUUUGGAAGGUGAAAAGGUGUCUACGAAGCAAAUUGCCUUAAAAUGAUAUAACAAAAUUUGCUCAGAAACAGUGCAACUGUAAUCAAAUGUCUCAUUAUAUAGUCCAUUUUUAUGAACAUAUGCAUGUAAAUACACAUAUUUAAAGCAUUCUAUGCUGAUGUAUGAAUUUUUAAACCAUAUUUAUAAUUAUAUCUGAAUGAAUAUUGAAGAUCAGUGCUAACUGUGUCGGACUUCUUGAGACAUUUUCACUCAAAUUUAUUAUUGUGAUAUUGUUUGAACAAAUACUCCUAAUGUAUUUUUAUGUUUAUAUUUAUAUUAUGUAUAUUUUGUUGAAAUUUUGUCCUCUAGUCUUGCUAAAAAGUGUGUCUAGUCAUUUUUACGUGUAUUAUUAAUGUUAUUUUUAUUAUGAUCGUAAUGUAUGGCCAAUUUUCAUACACAGUGCAAUGAAUAUGUAUAUUUGCUUUUUACAUCUACAGUUAAAUGAACGCCAAUCUAGUCCGUUUUGAUUUACAGUAGAUUUGUUGAAUACCUAUUUGAAUUUAAAUAGAAGUUACAUAAACAAUGUCUCAAUUGUCAAACAAAAAGACAGUGUUGACAUUGUUAUAUUUUGAUUUGAAAAGUGGUUGUGAUUGACCUUAACUUCAAUAUGUUAAGCAAAGAUAGUCCCAGUAAUCUUCAAAUAUAAAGCUUUUUCAUUAUGUGUUUUCUUUAUUACUUUGAUUUUAUUAUAUAAUUCUUUCACACCAAGACAACUUAAUUGAAGAAAAAUAAGAACAAAUUAACAGGAUCAAGUUAAUUCAAUUUUCUUCCGUCCAUAGUUCUUCCUAUUUUUAAUGAAUAUGAUUUGGAAGUAUUGCCAGACUAAUACGAUAUUUAUGUACUUAUUACAGUUUUUUGGGGUAAAUUUGGUAAUAGUCUUAUAUAAAGCAUUGAUUUACUUGUCCUGAAAAAAUAAUAGAUAGAUAAAUAAAUGAAUUGAUUUAAAGUAUAUUUAUAUCCAAAUGAACAAACACUCCCUUUAUAUAAACUUUAAUAUUGAAAAUGUAUAUGAAGAAGUAAGGAAUCUCUAAGAUAAAAUAUAUUGCAUUAUCUCAACUCGAAAUCGACUUUGAGAUAAAUCGUACAAUUUAGGUGUGUGAAAUUAUUUUAGAAUACGUAAAGAUUUCCGUUUUUUGCAAUGUGAGCAUAUAGUCUGUUUUAAUUUAUUAUAAGAAACACAUUGAAGACAGUACUCAGGAUUCAUAGUUUUAUGUCACUGUCAGUUGUCAUUGUAUACUUUAACAAUUUUUAUGGAGACAAAUUAAAGCAAAAAAAUCUUA
Mytilus californianus (California mussel) is the source of this 3446-nucleotide messenger RNA. RefSeq names its product transcription factor COE1-like. Gene Ontology annotation, molecular function: RNA polymerase II cis-regulatory region sequence-specific DNA binding; DNA-binding transcription factor activity, RNA polymerase II-specific. The transcript is spliced from 15 exons. The coding region runs from base 402 to 2009 and encodes 535 amino acids. Gene Ontology annotation, biological process: regulation of transcription by RNA polymerase II. The record is from RefSeq and is a predicted model, not a curated record. NCBI's taxonomy places the organism in Eukaryota, Metazoa, Mollusca, Bivalvia, Mytilida, Mytilidae.